AUGGAGGACGGCCGUGCCGAUGUCCUCAGAGUCAAUCCAGAAGAAAGCUAUGUAGAGCCGAAUGCUGACCAGAACGAUUUCGUUAUCAGGGACCAUCUCGAAAUUCGAGCUGGCAACGAGUAUCCCAUGACAGUACAGCUUGGGAGCAAUGUCCAGGCCGUCGUUUGGUACCUUGGUUAUCCUCAGUGGAGGCAAUAUCUGGACCUCGCUCUGGUACAUCCUUCGCAAAUCCUGAGGCGGUAUUGGCAUUUUUUGACUACUGAGUGCGAAGAUGAAGACGAUCUCUUUGACUUCAUAGGCCACCCGUCAGGAUUGGAGGCUACCUCCUGGACCGUCACCCGAUAUUGA
Didymosphaeria variabile is the source of this 348-nucleotide messenger RNA. RefSeq lists its product as uncharacterized. Bases 1 to 348 code for a protein of 115 amino acids. The transcript has 3 exons. Lineage: Eukaryota; Fungi; Ascomycota; Dothideomycetes; Pleosporales; Didymosphaeriaceae. The record is from RefSeq and is a predicted model, not a curated record.